This is a messenger RNA of Ciona intestinalis (vase tunicate), 2322 nucleotides long. Its product is annotated as hepatic lectin-like. The record is from RefSeq and is a predicted model, not a curated record. Lineage: Eukaryota; Metazoa; Chordata; Ascidiacea; Phlebobranchia; Cionidae.
UUUGACUGUAUAGUUGUUAUAUUUGUUAAUGCUUAAUUUGUACCAAUACGGGUAGAGCAAUAUAAAAGAGCUAAAUGUGAAUGAUGGGUUUACCUGAUUUAUCCACUCAUGGCGGGCCAACCUUGGCCGUUAAAACAAAUGUGGGUUUUAUACAUAUGUUACGACAUACGAUGUAUAUGUAAAUUUAUGGGUGAUUAGUUUUUAAUUUAUUUACGGCUGACAAUUUAUAUAAGCCAUUGGAGACCACUGGAGCAAUCGGUGCUAGUGAUGAGUCCUCCACCAGACGUUAUCUGCCACCAGUCUGCAGAGUAUGGCAGGUCCUGACGAGAUCUCGCGCGUGCAAGACGGUUAUUUUUCGCGUGCGCGCGUGCUAUCAUUAAAAAUCUGAGUGCGAAGCAUGUACAUUUUCAAGCCACGUUAGGAAAUCUCACUUAAUUUAAUACGUAUUUUUUUCUUUGUUUAAUUAAUUGGCGUGCGUGGGACACAUUGUGGCGUGCAUCAUCAAAAGUCUGUAAAAAAAUCGCGCAUGCACCUGCCAUACUCUGCAGUCUGGAUCUGCCAUACUGCCAAUCACUAACUACCAACCUCUAAAACUUCCCACCAGCCUUAUCUGUAACGUAUCAGAAGAUUCUUCACUAAUGCCAAAUAUUCAAACUGCUUAUGGGUUACAUUAAUAAACUAAAUAUCAUAAAAAGUAAAAAUAUACAGCGCUGGAUUGCCUGUCCCCUGCAAGACCAUAACAAACCUCAUACACUCCAACAAACAAUUGCACUGCAUCAAAUUUCGUCUGCAAAGUUACUCACAAUCAUUCAACUCUUCUUUAUUCUUUAAAACCAAAUAUAAAACAUGUUUUCUAUUGUAGUAAAACUUCUCGUAAUUUGUAACCAACUGUUUGUUUGCACCGCCAGUCAUGGUUGAGUAGUUUGCAAAACCAUUAGGCGUGUCCAAUAGAUAUCGAUAUGUUUCGUAAAAAACGUUUGGUUGACAAUCUAUGGGCAACCCAAUAUAGUAAGUAACGAAUUAGAGCGAUAUCUGUUAAGUGUCUUGCUUGAAUACACGCACAUUCAAAGUGGUAUCAGCAUCAAGCAUCGAAUACAGUAUCCGUUGGUGACGAUGCAAGCGCCCAACCACUGGAGUAUGGCUCGUAUUAGACCUUAUGCCUUUGGCGAUUCGAUAGUUCACGUUGGUGUUCAUUUGCAGAAAUAUUUGCGUGGGCUGCAGCAUUCUUUGGCCUACGCAUUUUUUGAUUGUGCGUAUAAUAACCAGAAGAGAAUUUCUUUAUUAUCCCCCAGGAUAGUUUAGCAGGACACGAACAAAAGUUUAGGAAAGAUAACGUUUUCAAACUUAACUGGUUAAAGUUUAUUUUUAUGAAACUUUAUUUGAUCACAGGUUCACCAGAAAGGAUGUUGUUCGUUGCACAGCUCACAGUAAUAUUCGUAUUGUCAGCAACUGCAGUUCUUUCACAGCAUGCAACAACGGACAAUAUAGCAGAGGCAGGGUCGUGCCAUGUUUCUGCAGUUUGUUCAUCCAACGAUUCCAUAAGUAACGUCAACAUACCCCUGCGAUCCAGCGAAAGUAACGUGGAACUGGAACAAAUACACAACGUGGUGCUUCGGUUACACCAGAGGCUCAAUGAAACGAUCAGACAUGAGAAACGAAAGCGUAGGCAGCAAGACGCAAUGCUAGCAGUUCUGAAAAGUCAUCUACGAAUCGUGGAAGUUCGUGUAAAACGUAUCGAAAGAACUUUGUCACUGGACCAUCUUCGUACCACGCUGGGUGAUUACAACAGAGGCUGGUAUGACGGGGGAAACGGUUACGAAUACAAGAUACGUUGGGAUUACAUAGCUUUAAGUUAUGACGACGCGCGAGCAAGUUGUGAGAAUAUGGGAGCAAAGAUUGCAACAGUUGGAGUCCGGCAGCAACAAACUUUUAAUGCCCUAAAAAAGCUCUUCCGAAAAUCGUCGUUGUAUACAUACAUCGGGUUAACUGACCGUGAGAACGAAGGUGUUUGGGUGUGGGACGAUGGUAGACUUGCCAAGCAUUACUGGACCAACUGGUUGAAUGUUGAACCAAACGACAGCAGAAACAACGAAUACCAAGGAGAAGACUGUGCGUUUAUCACAGCACGUGAGCCUUACCAAUGGAAUGAUACUCCGUGUUAUAACCCGGCACACGUCUUGUGCGAAAGACCAACUACGCGUCAGUGACAUUGGUUGAUACGGAAAUGAUAAUGAAGUGGUUUUCAGAACAUAUUUAGCAUACACGCGCCGCAUAAUUGUACUUGCAAUAGCGUAUUCGCAAAAUAAAUUGCAUACCGAAAUA